Cavia porcellus (domestic guinea pig) is the source of this 9612-nucleotide messenger RNA. It is a transcript of the gene Rps6ka5, whose product is annotated as ribosomal protein S6 kinase A5. Bases 1855 to 4017 code for a protein of 720 amino acids. Gene Ontology annotation, molecular function: magnesium ion binding; protein serine/threonine kinase activity; ATP binding. Gene Ontology annotation, biological process: regulation of DNA-templated transcription; intracellular signal transduction; peptidyl-serine phosphorylation. The transcript has 17 exons. The record is from RefSeq and is a predicted model, not a curated record. NCBI's taxonomy places the organism in Eukaryota, Metazoa, Chordata, Mammalia, Rodentia, Caviidae.
UUUUUUUCCAGAUAAAACUCUUGAAUCACCUGUACAAGGAAUGUCAAAGGAUGUUCUUCAAGGUUAAGAGAAAUAAUAACAAUUGAAACUUUGGAUUCCUAUAAAGCAGGGAUCAUCAAAUAUGGAAAAUACAUGGACAAAUGCAAAAGUCAGCCCCUGAGUUUCCUUCUUCUCUUCCUCCUCCUCUGCUCCUUCCUCCUUUUUGUUUUUCCUGGAGAAAGGUCUCACUAUGUAGCUCAGGUAGGUGGCAGACUUGCAAUGUAGCCCAGGCAUAUCUACUAGCAUUUAAAUAAAUAUUAACUGAUUAAAAACACUACCGUGAAAAUCCUGGCAUCAACCUCUCCCCCUUGGUUAGCAGUUGAAAACCUGUUUAGAAUAGAGUCCCGAAAUAGACCAUGCUGACAUGGCUAACUGAUAUUUGACAAAAGAGCCAACAUUAUUUAAUGGUGAAAAGACACAGGGUUUUUUCUUCUGUAAGGGUUACUGGAACAACUGGAAAUCUGACGAAAAAAAUGAAUCUUGACACCUCUAUUGUGCAAGAAAGUUAAUUCAUAAUGGAUUAUAGACUUAAAUGUAAGAGCUAAAACUAUUAAACUUCAAAGGAAAAAAUAAGAUAUCUUUAUGACAUAUAUAUGGCAUGGGUUUCUUAGACAGCUUCCAAAAUUUUGAUAAAAUAGACCCUCAAAAUUUUAAAUAUUUUACUGUUAAAAGGAUGCCCAGAAAUUUUUUAGGGUAAUGGAACUGUUUUAAAUCUUCAUUGUAGAAGAGAUUUAAUGACAAUAAUGUUAGUACUUAGGUUCAUCAAACUUUUCAAAUGAAUGAGUUUAUUGUAUUCAAAUUAUAUCUCAAUAAAACAUGGAACUAGAUUAGCUAUAGAUUUUUGACGCUCAUGUGUCUUAGUUAAUUUUCCCUUUAAGCAAAAUAAUUGAUAUAUGAACUGUUUGCUUCUAUUUCUUUGCACUUCCAAAGCAAAAUAAAAAAUAAAAUAGAGUUGGGGUUAAAUGGAAAAUAAGACUACUUUUGUAACAUUACCAGUCAAAUAAUAACUUUACUAAAUAAAAAAGUUAAUGGCUUUCAUAUUUUAAGGGUAAAAAACAUUAAACAAAGAAAGGUUACCUGUCAUUCCCAGAUAAUAGUUUUGAGGACUAUUGCUAGAAUUAAGGUCUCUAUCCUACUCUCAUUCAGUGACAACUACCUGGUCCCCAAGGGAGAUGAAGACAAGUAAAAUAAAAGAUAAGAUAGCACAUUAGGACAAGCAUAAUCUUUGAUCCUGUACCCCAGCUGAAUCCCUGGUCUCAGUGCACCAAGCUGGACCCCAUCAACCUGCUUGUUAUGGGCAAAAUCCCUCUAUCCAAGCAGAUACUGCAUAAGUUUGUUCAGGGAUUUCCCUCCUGUUAGGCAACAAAAGGUUGGGAAUAAUAAACUAAGGGUAAUCUCCAGGGAUCUUAGUUGAAGUCUGACCUUUUUUAAUUUUCAUAGGACCUGGGACUUGAGGCAUGGCAAGGCAAGAACUGAUGUCAGGCUCUGCCUUGCCUCUGUAGCUACCUGAAGACCCUAUUGAUUGAAAAUCAAUACAAAACUAAAUGAGAGCCAGGCAUGGUGAUGUGCAAAGAUUGGAGAAACUGAGGCAGGAGGAUUGUCAUAAGUUCGAGACCACCUUGGGCUACAAAGUGAGAGUCUGUCUCAAAAAGAAAAAGAAAAAGAAAGAAAAAUAAUAAUACUAAUUUAACAGGACAUACAGAGAAAGUGGGGAUUGAAAAUUUUGAACUCCUAAAGGUCCUAGGAACUGGAGCUUAUGGAAAAGUGUUUCUAGUUCGUAAAAUAAGUGGUCAUGAUGCUGGAAAGUUGUAUGCCAUGAAAGUUUUGAAAAAGGCAACAAUUGUUCAAAAGGCCAAAACCACGGAGCACACGAGGACAGAGCGACAAGUCCUGGAGCACAUUAGGCAGUCGCCAUUUUUGGUGACGUUGCACUACGCCUUCCAGACAGAAACUAAACUUCAUCUCAUCUUAGAUUAUAUAAAUGGUGGAGAACUUUUUACUCAUCUUUCUCAAAGAGAGCGUUUCACAGAGCGCGAGGUGCAGAUCUAUGUUGGAGAGAUUGUGCUUGCCCUCGAACAUCUGCACAAGUUGGGAAUUAUAUACCGUGACAUUAAGCUUGAGAAUAUUCUUCUUGAUUCUAACGGCCAUGUGGUGCUGACAGAUUUUGGUCUGAGUAAGGAGUUUGUGGCUGAUGAAAGUGAAAGAGCAUAUUCCUUUUGUGGGACUAUUGAAUACAUGGCACCAGAUAUCGUCAGAGGGGGAGAUUCAGGACAUGACAAGGCAGUUGACUGGUGGAGUUUAGGAGUUCUAAUGUACGAGUUACUAACUGGAGCAUCGCCUUUCACUGUUGAUGGAGAAAAAAAUUCCCAAGCUGAGAUAUCUAGGAGAAUAUUAAAAAGUGAGCCUCCAUAUCCCCAAGAAAUGAGUGCAUUAGCUAAAGACCUGAUUCAGCGUCUUCUGAUGAAAGAUCCCAAGAAGAGACUGGGCUGUGGGCCACGGGAUGCAGAUGAAAUUAAAGAACAUCUCUUCUUCCAGAAAAUAAAUUGGGAUGACUUAGCUGCCAAAAAAGUCCCUGCACCAUUUAAGCCAGUCAUCCGAGAUGAACUGGACGUGAGUAACUUCGCGGAAGAGUUCACGGAGAUGGACCCCACCUACUCUCCCGCAGCCCUGCCCCAGAGCUCGGAGAGGCUGUUCCAGGGCUAUUCUUUUGUUGCUCCCUCCAUCCUAUUCAAGCGUAACGCAGCUGUGAUCGAUCCUCUUCAGUUUCACAUGGAAGUUGAACGUCCCGGAGUGACAAAUGUGGCCAGGAGUGCCAUGAUGAAGGACUCUCCAUUCUAUCAACACUAUGACCUAGAUCUAAAGGACAAACCACUAGGAGAAGGAAGUUUUUCAAUUUGUCGAAAAUGUAUACACAAAAAAAGUAACCAAGCAUUUGCAGUGAAAAUAAUCAGCAAAAGGAUGGAAGCCAAUACUCAGAAAGAAAUAACAGCUCUGAAACUCUGUGAAGGACACCCCAAUAUCGUGAAAUUGCAUGAAAUUUUCCAUGAUCAGCUUCAUACGUUUCUGGUGAUGGAACUUCUAAAUGGGGGAGAGCUGUUUGAACGCAUCAAGAAAAAGAAGCACUUCAGUGAGACAGAAGCCAGCUACAUCAUGCGGAAGCUCGUUUCAGCAGUGAGCCACAUGCACGAUGUCGGGGUAGUGCACAGAGAUCUCAAACCUGAGAAUUUACUGUUCACUGAUGAAAAUGAUAACUUGGAAAUUAAAGUAAUCGAUUUUGGGUUUGCGCGCCUCAAGCCCCCUGAUAAUCAGCCUCUGAAGACGCCAUGCUUUACCCUUCAUUAUGCAGCCCCAGAACUCUUGAAUCAUAACGGCUACGAUGAGUCCUGUGACCUGUGGAGCUUGGGUGUCAUCUUGUACACAAUGUUGUCAGGGCAGGUUCCAUUCCAGUCUCAUGACAGAAGCUUGACAUGCACUAGUGCGGUGGAAAUCAUGAAGAAAAUUAAAAAGGGAGAUUUCUCCUUUGAAGGGGAAGCUUGGAAGAAUGUAUCUCAAGAGGCUAAAGAUCUGAUCCAAGGACUUCUCACAGUUGAUCCAAAUAAAAGGCUUAAAAUGUCUGGCUUGAGAUACAAUGAAUGGCUUCAAGAUGGCAGCCAGCUGUCCUCAAAUCCUCUGAUGACCCCAGACAUUCUGGGAUCCUCGGGAGCUGCUGUGCACACCUGUGUGAAAGCAACCUUCCAUGCCUUUAACAAAUACAAGAGAGAGGGGUUUUGCCUGCAGAAUGUCGACAAGGCCCCGCUGGCCAAGAGAAGGAAAAUGAAAAAGACCAGCACGAGCACGGAGACGCGCAGCAGCUCCAGCGAGAGCUCGCACUCGUCCUCCUCGCACUCGCACGGGAAGACCACGCCCACCAAGGCGCUGCCCCCCAGCCACGCCGCGGACGGCGCCCACCCCGAGACCCUCUUCCAGUUCUCCGACUAGCGGACCAGUGGCGGAGCAGGGUAGGGAUGUCGGCAGUGAGCCGCUGCACGCUUGCUUCCCUGGGCGCACCAGAGGUGAUGCUCCGUGCUUCAAAAACGCCUCUCCUCGGUCUCCUUGGAAUCUGCCUCCUCGUAAGGACUUUUUUUUUUUUUUUUCCAUGAAAACCUGUUGGUUCGCCUGGUCCAAGAGCACUGGACCGAGAAUGUUACUGUGAACAGAACACAUAUGAUAUUUUUAGUGACCUGCCGUGAUGACAACAGGACCAUUCGUGAAAGAACAAACAAUUGCUGUAAAUUUAAGUAGGAGCUGGCGGCAGCUCCCACUCCGGAUGUCCCGGGUGUCCCGGUGCCCACCGGUGGGACAUGCUGAGGCCUGUGCUGUGCCUGGUGGCCAGCUGGGCCCUUCAGAGAUUUGCACCCUUUGGGUAGUGUUUAUCCAAGGAAAGAGUCUUGUUUCAAGAAAAGAGUCUGUAAUGAGUUUUAUGUGUGACAUAUACUUAUUUCUUGAGAGAGAAUUUUAACUUAUUGUUUUUAUUUUAUUGUUAUAUAUGAUGAUAACCUGCUAUUAAUCUUUUUUCUAAAAGUUAAAAGAAAGAUACAAGAACUUCAGGUCCCAUGCUGUGUAGCUGGGAUCCAUCUGCGAUGCAUGCUAUGCUGCGUAUGUUUUUAAUUUUGCACUGCUCUUUUCUGGCAGUUUGUUUAAUGGUUAUUUCAGAGUAUUAAGGUACAUGUCUCUGUGUGUUAAGUAAUAUUGCACUUUAUAAAAGGAUGUGAAUAGAGCAGUCGGUUUUAUAAAGUGCACUGUCUAAAGCACAUGUACUGUAUUUUUGCCGGUUUCUUUCCCGUUAUCUACUUAAAGUUUGUCCUUACUCCCUCUUCUGCUUUGUAUGCCACGAGUAGAGUGGGGCAUGUUGUAUGAGUUGGUAGCCACUUAUGCACCAAUCUGAGGAAAAACUAAAGGGAAAUUAUACUCAACACUGUGCUUCAUAUUUGUACACUGUGUUGGACUACGGUGAGACAGUUCUUCCUGUAGUCAUUUAUUAUGUACAUAAUAUUUUAGACUCAUACCUUUGACCUGUUUUGAAACUUUUCUGUUAAACUUUGAAUCCAGAAAGCAUAUUUUAUAAACUUAUGCAGAGCACUUUUAUUGCUCCAGAGUUCUGAAUUCAUACAAAAACAAGUGCUAUGUGCUGAAGACAUUUCAUGGAAAGAUUGCCGCAUUUUAAAAUUGAAUCCAUUCCCUAUGCAAAACAUGAAGUGUUAGGAUUUGUAUGUUAUGCUUCUUUUCAAGCCAUCAUGUGAAAUAUCAGGACUGAGAAAAGUGACUGUUGUUAUGUUUACAGGAAUCUUGCUUUAAAAGAUAAUGCCCAACAAGUUUAUUUUAUAGUUUUGUUAAUGAUAGCCUCUUGAGCAUUAGUUUGGAAUUUGGGCAUGGUAUUUAUUUAUCCCUUUCUUGAAGUAAUAGCAGCAUUAAUUUCAACCAGUUAUGAAUACUAAAACUAUUGCACUCUAUGUCAUGAAAUUAUAUUUAUUACUAAAUCAAUGUAUAUAUUAAUAGCACAGGCAACAAAAUGGCAACUAUUAAAAUAUUUUCAAAAAAUUGUAUUCAUUUUCAUAUUUUUGUCCACAAUGAUUAUUGGGAAUAAUUUUUUACACUUUUCCCUGACCUAAAUGACUGCAUGAUUAUCUGUUGAUCAGUGAAUGAUUUCACUCCUAGACUUCAGUCAUCCCCAGUAAGGGUGAAAGAUCUUGCAUGAAUUUUUCCUUAACUAUAACUAAUUCAUAAAAAGUAAUCUCAUUGUAUACAAAUUUAGAAGAAAAUGCCCAUUUGUUUUUACAUUGGAUAUAUUCGGGUUAUGUUCAAGUCAACUUUAAAACUAUGGAUCUUGGUAAAAAAUGAGUUGCAAAGUACGAACUGAAGGGACUUUGUUGCCAACAGAAAAUAAUCCAGAAAAAUGGUCCAGAGUCACUGUACCCCAGUGACUGCUGGUGGGAGUCACUCAUGGUGAGCAUUGAAAUGCGAUGGGUUUAAUUUUCGUUUCUUUCUCUUGCAUCUUCUGGAAGGCACUGAAAUGGGCAAAGGCAGGCAGAGUAAGAGGAGGGAGAAAAGGUAAAGCUCUCAGUCUCUCGCUGAACCAGCCUGAGUUUCUUGAAUGAGUGUUGAGUUCCUGAGAGGACACACAGCCUUGCACUCUCGUGGCAGGCGUCACCAUCGUCAGCGACCUCACACACCCACAGGCAGCCUUCCAUGCUUCCCCACAGCAGCUAAGUCCUGUGCGGGCUCUUUUAGUGCGCAGGGCACCACGCCUUAAAAUGUACAGAGCUAGGGCUGGGGAUUUAGCUCAGCGGCAUAAGCACCUGCCUUGGAAGCAGGUGGUCGUGAGUUCGAUCCCCGGUACCAAUAAAAAAAACAAAUUCACAGAGCUUUCCUUUGAUUCCAUGAAAACUAAACAAUAAAAAAUACUUCCUAUGAAAAUAUCAAAUGUAAGGACUUUUAAUAUUAAGAAUAAAAUAAAUGUAAGGGAAACAUGUAUACAUUAAAUCCUUUUUAUGGUACUAAUUUGGAGGAUAAAGCUAACUCAUCUCCUCCCUUCUACCCCGUUUGACUGUGUAGUAUGUAAUAUAUACCAUCGUGAGUCUGAGUCAUACAUUUUCUAACUAUCUGCACCUAAUACAUUGAGAGGUAAUAGGAAAAGGGAGAAGCAAGAGAGGAAGGAGAUUCAGAAAAUAGUUCUCAAUUCUUAGGUCUCCAAAUCUCCAUAAAAUAUGAAACCCCUGCACUGCUGGAAUAGCACUUCAGUCUUAUAAGUUAAUUUCAACAUGACUGUUUUGCAGUCACAGGUUCAUUUACUUACAAAAGAUUGCCUUUUAAUUCUUUCUGAUUACUGUUUAUUUCUUGCACAAGAAUGUUAACUCUCAUAAACAUUUGGUAAUUCUUUAAAUAUAAGUAAGUUAUUUUAAAGAAUUCUAGUAGGAUUACAGUGACUGGUUUUUUAAAUAUGUACUCAAAUACUUUAUAAAAGUAUACAAUUUCUUGCUAAUUGUACACCUUGCCUCUAUUUGAAACACCUGUUACUGUUUAUGAAGAACAGGGCCCCCAGGGUUUGGCUCAGCGGGAUAGUUCCUGCCUAGCAAGCACAAGGUCUUGAGUUCAAUCCCUGGUACCAAAAAAAAAAAAAGAGCAGGACACCCACUGGGGAUGGUGGCACAUGCUUAUAAUCCCAGCACUCAUCAGGCUGAAGCAGGAAGAUCACUAUAAGUUCAAGGCCAGCCUGGUUUACAAAGUUAGUUCAAAGCCAGAGUGAACUGCAUAGUGAAACCGUGUCUCAAAAAGACAGGGAAAAAAUGGAGAACAAGGCACCUUAUGAUGCUGAACAUUUCUAAACUAUUGGUUCUAUGUUUGUCUUAGACCUUAGAUUAUUUUGAGUGUUCUUCCAGUGGCCAGUAAUAAUACUUAAUGGCUCAUUUCAGGUGUUUAUGUAAUAACACUUCUAAUAUUCUUUAAAAUCUCAGUAAAUAGUUAAGUUCUAAUAUACCACUUACAUAAUGUCAAAAUAAUUGUCUUACAGGUGAGUUACUGUAACACAAUAUAUUACUUUAAAAUUACGAUAUUUGGCCCCUCAAAUGUCUUGCCCGAUAGCAGUGUGGUUUCUAGUCUUUAAUUAUUUGUAAUUUUUUUUUAAUUUUAUGGAGAAAAAGUAAAACAAAAUUUCAUAACAAAAUAAUGAGAGAAUAAUAAUAGUUAAUGUAUUGAGUAUUGUUAUCUUUAAAGUAGGCAAUCAGAAUACAAGACAUAAGAUAUAAAAAUUCUCCAAACAGUAUUAGCACAAACCUCUCUUUCAUGAACCAAGAGACGUUAGUGGAAUAACUAUCUUGUGUUUUUUUUUUUUUCCUUUUCCCUUCCUUCCUUUCCCCUCCCCCAUCCUAGGACCUUUUUCCUUCUGAAUAAUUUCUUCCCAUUUCACAGCAUCGCUUGUGCGUUUUGGACCUUAUUUACUCUCUCUGUUCCUCACAGUAGGGAGAACAUACUAUAUUUACAUGUGUGAAUCUGAUUCAUUUCACAUACGAGUAUGGUCUCACGUUGCAUCCAUUUAUGUAUAGAAGUCUCAAGUUUAUCUUUCUCUAUGGCAGAGUAGUAUUCAGUUGUAUAAAAAGAUCCGGUCUUGAUUUAGAUGUGUGCCCACAUGUGUGGCCAUUGUCACCAGCUAAUGUGAUCUGGUACCAAGAUGAACGCAGAAAGGGCUAAUGGAAUUGGACUGUAAACAUGAGUCACUAUAAAACUCAAAAUUAAAAAUACGAGUACAUAGGGGCUGCGGAUUUAGCUCAGCGGCAUACGCACCUGCCUUGCAAGUGUGUGGUCCUGAGUUCGAUCUCUGGUACCGGUAAAAAAAAAAAAUACAAGUAACAGGAAGUAUGUAUCAAAUAUUUUAAGUAUGAUCUGCUCAAAGAAAAUUGCUGCUACAGCAACAUAAAGGUUUUAUUUGCUAUCUUAAGUAACUUCACUCCAGGUUGUGAUAUUCUCUAGAAAGAAUGCUUUCUUAGCUGGGCGUGGUGAUGCAUGCCUAUAAUCCCAGGACUGGGGAUGCUGAGGCAGGAGGAUCAUUGCAAAUUCCAGACCAGCCAGGGCUACAAAGUGAGCUUGAGACCAGCCUGAACUGCAUAGUGAGACCCUGUCUCAAAAUGUCACACAAAAAAAGAAAGAAUGCUUUCUUUAAAAGCAGGUACUUAAAUCUUGUUUUGAGGGCAGGGAGCAGCAUGUAUUCAAGGGGGCAGCACCUUCCUGAGGGUAUUCAUCAGUCUCAUCUCACACCUCAUCUUGAGCGUGCUUACCUACAAAACUUGCAAGAAACCCUGUUUCCUCUGAGCCCUCUUCUUUGCAUGCCCAGGUCCCUGUUUUGAAGUGAAGUAGUUGAUCCAGCUGCUUCUCACCCUCCCGGAGCUGCUGAUCAUCUUAUUUCACGCAUUUGGAAAGUAAGCAGGUGCAAGCACUUCUAUAGUUUCCUAAAAUUGUUGGGCUGAAAAGGAAAAGAAACAAAAGUGGCUCCCAAAUACCUGGUGUUGUCUUCAUAUAAGUGCAAAUAGCUGUUAGGUAUCUUGAUUAGCAGCCCUUUCCUUUUAUUCUUUACUUAUCACCUGGCAAAAUGCUAUUUAGUAUUUAGGAGCCUGUAUUAAAAGACAGGAUUCUUAGGGCUGGGGAUUUAGCUCAGCGGCAUAAGCGCCUGCCUUGCAAGCAGGCAGUCAUGAGUUCGAUCCCCGGUACCGAUAAAAAGGGAAAAGACCAAAAAAAAGGAAACAAAAAGACAGGAUUCUUGGUACUUAGUCUUCAGGCUUGAUUUUCCUGGUGUAUGUCUGCAGGGGUAGCUGGAAGGAUAUUUUGUAGUAGUUUCCUAAAGUGCUCCUUGGUCCAUUGUAAAGCACUGAAGACUUCAAAGAAAUAAAAUUUGUAUUUAAUACAGCUGGUCUUCAGAACACAGGCAUCUGGGAUAAUACUUAGAAUUGUGUUGUUUUCUGUUGUAUAACACUUUUAAUUUGUAUGGUCUUGUAAAAUUUGUCAUUUUACUUUAAAAUCCAGUGGAAUGCUUGUCUUUUCCCAAAA